AUGGAGGCAGUUGCUACUCUUGCGGAGAAGAUACGAAAUGCAGCAGCUACUGCGGAUGAAGCUGGCCGCAAAGAACUGCUGGAUUCCCUCAGAGAUUUGCAAUAUUCUAUCGAGAAGCCAGAAGAUACAAUGCAGAGAGUGAUUCAUCUGCACCUUGUCAUCGCUAUCACUCGAACUGCAAUUGACCUAAAACUUUUUGAUAUUCUUGGAGAGUCCGAAGGCUCUCAACAGCUACGAGACUUGGCCUCCAGGACUGGUGCCGAUCCAACACUUCUCGGCAGAAUACUACGCAUGCUUUCGUCAUUGGGUAUGAUCAAAGAAACAGGGGAAGAUCAGUUUGCCUCAAGCCAAACGAGCAAAAACCUUUCCAUUGCUGAAAUCCAGGCUGGUCUUUACCACAAUUACGAUGUUCUUGGUCCCGCGUACCAGCUUCUCCCUGACUUUCUAGCUUCUACAAACUACCAAAGUCCCACAGAAACUCAUAAAGCUGCCUUCCAGAAAGCUUGGAAUACAGACUUGCCUUUGUGGCUAUGGUUUCAAUCGCGUCCCAAGGAAACAGCACAGUUUAAUCGCUUCAUGAUUGCACAGCGAUCUAGCACACCUAAUGCGUUCAACUUCUUCCCGAUCGAGGAGGAAUGCAAAAAUUGGCCUGCAGAUAAACCACUCUUUGUCGAUGUAGGAGGAGCUUCGGGUCAACAAUGUAUUGAGUUUAGGAAAAGGUUCCCUGAAAUUAAGGGUCGCGUUAUAUUCCAGGAUCUACCUGGAGAAAUUGAACACGCCGUAUCACAAGACCUGCCUGAUGGAGUCGAGGCCAUGGUCCAUGAUUUCUACACUCCGCAGGUUAUAAAAGGGGCAAAGUUUUACUACUUGCGUGCUAUCCUUCACGACCAUCUUGACGAUAAGGCAAUUCUCAUUCUGAAAAAUAUCAUGCAAGUCAUGGAAAAAGAUUCACUGAUAUUGCUCGACGAAAUGGUGUUACCAAACCACAAUGUUGACUGGUUUGCUACUCAAACGGAUAUGACAAUGUUGACAGCAUUUGGUUCAAUGGAGCGAACCGAAGCACAAUGGAAAAACCUUCUAGAUGGUGUUGGAUUGAAAAUCCGGAAGAUUGUUACUUACACGCAUGCAUUCAGGCUUAGUGUGAUUGCAGCAAGCCUUUGA
This is a messenger RNA of Botrytis sinoallii, 1161 nucleotides long. RefSeq lists its product as uncharacterized. The transcript has 5 exons. Gene Ontology annotation, molecular function: O-methyltransferase activity. The record is from RefSeq and is a predicted model, not a curated record. NCBI's taxonomy places the organism in Eukaryota, Fungi, Ascomycota, Leotiomycetes, Helotiales, Sclerotiniaceae. The coding region runs from base 1 to 1161 and encodes 386 amino acids.